AUGGAUUCUUCUUCACAUUCUCACACUGUCACCCCUUUCCAAGUCAACAUUAGUCCAUCCCAAAAAAAUCAUCAAACAAUAACCGAGUUUGAUUUCUUUAAGAAUUACAACAACAAUGAUCAUGAUAAUAACGUUGUUGUCUCUCCAUCUGCCUUUACUGCUGAUGUCCCUGUCCUUGACAUUGAUCAUACCAACAUUAUCACUGAUCUCCAUCUCGGUCUCAAUGUUGUUGCUAUCAAUGAUGCUAGUGAACAAGGGGAUGAUGACAUGUCAUCUAAAUCCAAUGACGAAAACACUAAGAAUGAGAUGGCUGUUCUUCGAGGCAAGCUUGCACGAAUGGAAAAGGAGAAUCAUCGAUUGAGUUUGAUGCUUGAUGAGCUUCAAACCGAUUAUGAUACUCUCCUGAUGCAUUUUGAGAAAAUGACGCAGGACAAGAAGGCCGAGGAAGAUGGAGAACGAGAAGGGUUUGUUGGAAAAUUUGAGAAGAAAAGGAAAAUUGAGAAUGGUGGAGCAUUGGUUCCAAGAGAUUCUUUGGAGCUUGGAUUGGCUAUUAAACCUAAGCCCGAGAUGGAUCCUGAACCCUCUUCUUCAAGAACAUUAACUUCUGGUCGACUUGGAUCCCCACCGGAGAACAACUUCGAAGUUGCCUCCAAGGAGUUAGUGCUAAGCAAGAAUGAGAAUGUCAGUGACGAAGGAAAAAAGGAGCUUGGUAAAGGGAAUGAAAGAGAGGAUAGUCCCAUUGCUCAUGCUGAGAGACUUCCAAGGUUGAGUCCUCCAAACUAUGCUCCAAAUUUUGUUAAUGUCGAUCGAAUUGAUGUUGAUGCUACCUUGAGGAGAGCAAGGGUUUCUGUUAGAACAAGAACAGAUGGAAACGUGGUUUCUGAUGGAUGCCAAUGGAGAAAGUAUGGACAGAAAAUGGCAAAAGGAAACCCGAGUCCUCGUUCUUAUUAUAGAUGCACCAUGGGUAGUGGUUGCCCCGUUAGAAAACAGGUACAAAAGAGUGUUGAAGACAAAUCAGUGGUAAUCACAACCUAUGAAGGAUAUCAUAACCAUACUUUACCACCAGCAGCCAUGGAAAUGGCACAAACAACUGCAGCAGCUGCAAGAAUGCUUCUUUCAGGAUCAACCUCAAGCAACAACAGAACAGCGAAUGCGAGUUUCCUCCGAAGAGGAACCAUUCCCGGUUCUUCGAGUCUUGCGACUAUCUCAUCUUCUGCUCCGUUUCCCACCAUAACGCUCGACUUCACUCAACCUCCAAAUCCGCUACAGCUCCAAAUGCUUCAAAAUCAGUUACAAGUUCCGUUGCCUCAUAUGUUUAACCAGGUACCUUAUAACCAAUCAACAUUUUCUGGCCUACAAUUGUCACAACAAAAUGUUGCUGACACUGUUUCUGCUGCCAUUGCUGCUGAUCGGAAUUUCACUGCAGCUUUAGCAGCUGCUCUUACUUCCUUCGUUGGUGCUGCUCAGCCGAACAACAACAACAACGCUACAAAUAAUGACGGCGCAGCAAGCAACAACAAUGGAAAUAUCACAAGUAGCAGCAAUAAUAAUAAAGGGAAGGAAUAA
Messenger RNA from Vicia faba (fava bean), 1566 nucleotides. The record is from the annotation of a GenBank genome assembly. Lineage: Eukaryota; Viridiplantae; Streptophyta; Magnoliopsida; Fabales; Fabaceae.